UGACAAAUAGAACAUUAAUACAGCUUUGAAUUUACGACAUUCAAACUCGUCAUAUAAUGUAAUGUAACAUAUUAAUUUUGUUUGAUUAUUCGAUAUCAAUAAUGAUAUUGUGUAAAAUGAAUGUCAUUGGUUAUUGAAGGCAGUGGUUUGAUUCUCUUUUUUUAAAAUCAGACGAUUUUCUUCGCGGAUGAUGCAAAGGUCAAUGACACUCACAAAAUGGAACAAGAGUUUAAAAAAUGGGACACCUAAAACAGUCUGGUCGAAACAAGAAAAUACCGGUAAUUCGAUGAGAAAGAGGAAGACACCAAAAGUUAUAAGUCCGGGAAGUACAUACAGCGCAAAUGGCAGCUGACACUUUUGUCCAAACGACUCCAAUAUGGGUACAGGUUCCUGAAAACAUCGCAACCCUAUCUGUCACGAUGUCGGAAGUAUUGAAUGACAUUGGAGUCGGUAAACACACUGUUAAGAGAAGGAGAAGUACUUUUUUAUGGAGAGAGAAAUUAUUUGCAAUAGAAGAGCGCUUUCUUGGUUACAACACGUUAUGUUUUCAUUUUGGGAGCCAGUCAGAAGGCACCACUACUCCGGGUCUUCAGUCCGAUAUUGAUUUACUAAUUAGUUUCAUUGAUGUGAAUAUCAUGACAGACUGGGUAGACUGGAAGGCUGGGAUGAGCAAUUUUCUAAUGACCAAACACGUGAUCAAUCCACCACAACAUUACCUGUAAAAGUAAUAAGGUCAGACACGCCGGAACCGGAGAAUCAUCGUUUUAAUGGCAUUUAUUUUAGAAAUGGUCCUGAUCAGCAACUAUUAAGCUCUGAGUUAUUUAAACAUGAAGUUGAACGGGUACACAAGCAUAUGGGAGACAUACAUAGACAGGGACCUUCAGUCAGCUUUGUACCUGAUAUAGAUAUGGUACUUGCCUAUCAUGUCCGAAAACCACCCGCCGAGAUACACCACUGGUUAAACAGAGUAAGGGGUGGACACUGGCCUUCUCCUCAGUUACUGGAGGCCGCACUAUUAGCUCCUUGUUUCCUGGUACCCGACGGACAUCCGGACAGUGAGUACAAGGAUGUAGAAUGGCGACUAUCACCGAACCUUAUUGAACGAAUGUUGAUGUUUAGUUUUAACAUGACCCAGAUAAAAUGUUAUGUUGUUCUUAAAUUAAUUAAAAAAUCAUUAUUUGAAGUUAUUGAGAAAAAUGCUAUCACAAGUUUUCAUUGUAAAACAAUUAUGUUUUACACAAUAGAAAGAACACAUCAUUCUAUGUGGAAUGAGCAUAACCUUGUGUUUCUGGUUUUGCUCUGUUUACAGAAACUGAGAAAAUGCUUGCAUGUUGGAAUUUUACCACAUUAUAUCAUACCAGGUGUCAAUUUAUUCGACGGUAAGCUUUCUACGAGGCAGCAGUUAAGACUUUUCAAAUAUGUCGACGCUAUGAUUGAAAAUAAUCUGCAAGAUCUAUUACAUAUUGAAAUUGAUAAAUUUGGUCAGCGAUUAUGUGCGAGAAGUGUGAACGGAAUUGGACUAGUUGAAAAACUUAGUCGAUUAUCCUUAAAUAAGAGUAUUAGCUUACAAUUAGAAUUUAAACGCCGUGUAAUACUACAAAAUUCACUAAACGAACCAGAUAUAAAAGCUUCACUGCUCGCUAUUCAUAGUUUUUCCAAGAAUCGCGAGUUCAAACCAACCGUAUGCGAAGCAGCAAAACUUGUAUAUGCAGUACGAACAUCACUAAGAGCAUCUACAUAUUUAAGAUCAGGCAUGACAUGCCCAAAUUUCAUAUUAAAAUAUUUCCAAUAUUGUUUGAGUACAGAUGUAGCCUCUAGCCAUCUUAAGAUUGCCUCUGUAUUGUACUGUAGUGGACAUCUACGUUCAGCAGCUCUAGUGUUGGAAGACGUAGAAAUGAGAUAUCACAGCAAUGUCAAGGCUGUGUGUGGACGCAGAAAAACGCGAGAUGAUCUCCAGGUGUUUGCUAACAUGAUAUCUGGUAAUUGUGAACAUGUAUUCAGUGAAUCGCCAUUCGCGUCCUGUGUUAACUUUAUUAGGCAAGAAGCCUACUGCGCUCCACGAAUAUUGUGGUUUGAAAUGUUUCGCGGGAUAUCUGAAGAGGACAUUUCACGGAGAAACUUUAUGGAGAAACGGUGGAUGGACAACGCUGAGGUGGACGCUCGUUCGUUCCUCUACUAUCUACAGUAUCUCACUUAUGGAGAACUAGGUGAACACUACAAACAGUUAUGCACGUUGCUGACAUUUGUGUUAUAUGUGUUCGAUACCCCAAACAUCAACCUUUAUCACCCCGAGACAGCACUGAACUUGAUUGGACACUGCUACGAAAUGGAAGGCAACUAUGACCUGGCCUCAUCCUGUUACGCGCUUUCUUUAAUAAAUCAAACUCACAACAAUGCAGCAUAUUGGCACGUGAGCCGUUUGAUGCGUCUUAUUAACGGCUGAAACUUUUAUACGAAACAUUAUGUUUAUGUGCUCAGUAACUGCAAAUCGAACGACAAUAUUAAGCAAGUGUCUUUAAGUAUGGGACGUUCAAACAGACUGCAGUUGAUACACGUAUAUUAAUGACUUUUCUUGUUGACUAUUACAGUUAACACAAUUGUUUAAAUUAGACGGUUAAAAUAAAUAUAUAUGGCUAGCUAGAACAGGCAUUCUAGAUCUUAAUAUGUGUUUCGACAAAACUUAUUAUUUUAUUUUAUAGUCAGAAUAUAAUAUGCAUUAAUAUUAAGAAAUAAGUAUUUAAUUCGGCCUAUGAAACAUCGCUUACAAAGGGGCUUAAGUCUAUUAUAACGUUCUUUUCGCAAUAAGCUAACGAGUUUUUUCACUCGUUUUUUUACAAGAACAUUCCAUGAAAUAGUAUUUUUUUUAGUUUUUUAGUAAAUAUACAAAUACAAAUGAUACACUAUAAUUUAUGGAGCUUCCAUUUACUACCGUAUCAGUUCUAAUCGAAAUGUAUCCCGUUAUUUAAAAAGUGAAUGAUUGUGAAAAUAUGCUCGCAGUAACGUAAUACAUAUAUGCAAAUUAUUACCAAUGCAUGUGUAUACUUAUCAUUGUGCGAAUAAUAUAUCAACGAAUUCAAAUAAAUUGUGUUUUAAACUGUAUACUUUUUCUGUUUAUACUCAUUUAUAUUGAAAUUGUGGUGGUAUUGUAUCAAU
Dreissena polymorpha is the source of this 3153-nucleotide messenger RNA. RefSeq lists its product as uncharacterized. The record is from RefSeq and is a predicted model, not a curated record. NCBI's taxonomy places the organism in Eukaryota, Metazoa, Mollusca, Bivalvia, Myida, Dreissenidae. The transcript has 4 exons. Bases 854 to 2443 code for a protein of 529 amino acids.